Messenger RNA from Macrosteles quadrilineatus (aster leafhopper), 5148 nucleotides. RefSeq names its product anoctamin-1 (gene subdued). Gene Ontology annotation, molecular function: chloride channel activity; protein dimerization activity. Lineage: Eukaryota; Metazoa; Arthropoda; Insecta; Hemiptera; Cicadellidae. The coding region runs from base 316 to 3057 and encodes 913 amino acids. The transcript has 18 exons. Gene Ontology annotation, cellular component: plasma membrane. Gene Ontology annotation, biological process: chloride transmembrane transport. The record is from RefSeq and is a predicted model, not a curated record.
AAUGUUUUCUUGUUUGUAUUGGUUCGUUGGCUGGUUUCAUUGUAUGCAUGUUCUUUUCUCUUAGCAAGUUUGGGUUAAUAAGUUAGGUUGACUUGGUCAAUAGUAUAAAAGUUUAUUUUGUAAACCUAAGUUUUCCACUUUGGUUUUCAAAAAUAUUUUAAUUUUUCAUCCAACCCAGGCUCUUAUCAAUUCAAGUUUCUAUUUAAAAAAAGGUAAUUUUAGCAGAUCGCUAAUUUUAUAACUUCCAGUCCUUUAUUUUUGGAAGUGGUUUGGAAGAACUGCAUUUAGAGUUCUAUAGACACUGGGCUGUUUAAAAUGGAAGAAGAAACCGAGAUUUUAAAUCACAAGCCAACAACAACAACACUCCAAGAGACCCAGUGGAAGUUCAAAGAUGAAAUCAGGACAAUAGACUUUGUUCUUGUGUGGGAUGAACGUUGUGAAGAAUCUCGCACAAUAGAGAGUUCCAAAAAGAGAGAGAUUUACGAAGCCAAUCUCAUCGAGGCAGGCUUAGAGCUUGAACAUGAGGAUGUCGAAGACACUGGCCUCCAUUUUGUUAAGAUCCACGCUCCUCUUGAAGUUCGUCAGCGUUUUGCUGAAAUCCUUAAACUUCGAAUGCCAAUGAGAGAAGAGUUGUACUCUGGCUCUAAAUAUUCCAAGCAAGGUUCUUUCAUCCAAAUCUCAAAUUAUAUUUCAGAAAAGCUACAUAAGGUACAGAAGCCUGAAACAGACACUAUGUUUUCUUGUUGGAAAAAUUGGUUGAAGGAAAAUAUAUUUAUAAACCAAGAAGUGUUUCCAGAGUACAAACAGAGAUUCACUGCCAUCUACAGCCGAGAUAAAGAAUAUUUGUUUGACUCAAGUUCUCCAGGCUUUUUUACUCCUGCCAUCAGAUCCAGAAUAGUUCAGUUUGUCUUAGAUAGAACAUUUUUCAAGAGUGAUGAUGGGACCAAGGCAAACAAUGUGUUCAGUUUUGGUAUUGAAAGACUCAUAAGUUACAAUGUGUAUUCCGCUGCAUAUCCUUUACACGACGGCGACCUGUACACCCCGGGUACUAUGAGGUACAGUUUCUACCAUCACUGGGCUUCCAUACAGAGAUGGUAUCGCUACCAACCCAUCGAUCAUAUCAGGCAAUACUUCGGGGUCAAGAUCGGACUGUACUUCGCAUGGCUGGGGUUCUACACACACAUGUUGUUGCCGGCCUCUGUCGUCGGACUGGCAUGUUUCCUCAUCUCCCUUUGUCUCCUGUCCUACGAUCAACCAACGGAGGACAUUUGCUCAGGAGAUUUGAAUGCUCAGAUGUGUCCUCUGUGUGACUACUUCUGCAGCUACUGGGACAUUUCCGAGACUUGCUCCUACACCAAGAUACUCUAUCUGUUUGAUAACUACACCACUGUGUUCUUUGCUGUCUUCAUGUCGUUCUGGGCGGCCAUGUUCCUGGAGAUGUGGAAGCGCUACUCGGCGGAGAUCACGCAUCGCUGGGACCUGACCGGGUUCGACACACAGGAGGAACAUCCGCGGCCGCAGUACCUUGUGCAGCUCACUCGACUCGAGACCAACCACAAGGUGGAGUACAAGCACAAUGUCAUCACCAACGCUGUCGAGCCCCGAGUGCCAUUCUGGAAAAUGAGGUUCCCCUCGACUAUCUUCAGCUUUUCAGUCGUACUGUUGUUGGUGUCCCUGGCCAUAGCCGCAGUGAUUGGGGUCACGUUGUAUCGCAUGUCGGUGUUGGCAGCCCUGAGUGUCUACGGAGAUUCUGUUAUCACCAGCUACGCCAUCAUCAUCACCACCACUACUGCAGCUACUAUCAACCUGGUCUGCAUCUUCGUCUUUAAUUGGAUGUACACGUACUUGGCCGAGUACCUGACGGAGUUAGAGAUGCUGCGGACACAGACUGAGUUUGACAAUUCUCUCACACUCAAGAUGUACCUGCUGCAGUUUGUCAACUACUAUGCUUCCAUAUUCUACAUCGCUUUCUGCAAGGGGAAACUGGUCGGAUUUCCUGCAAAGUAUAACCGCCUUUUUGGAUAUCGCCAAGAGGAGUGUGGUCCUGGAGGCUGUUUGUUGGAGUUGUCUAUACAGUUAGCCAUCAUCAUGGUUGGAAAACAAGCUUUCAACUCUUGUCUGGAGAUGGUGUAUCCGAUCGUGUGGAAGUGGUGGAACUCGAGACACCUGAAGCAGCGCAGUGCCAAGGGUCGAGCCUCUCAGUGGGAGAAGGACUACAAGCUGGUAGAGUGGGGAUCUCAGGCCUUGUUCCCGGAGUAUCUGGAGAUGGUGUUGCAGUACGGGUUUGUCACGAUAUUUGUGUCUGCGUUCCCUCUGGCGCCAUUGUUUGCAUUGCUCAACAACAUCCUGGAGAGCCGGUUGGACGCCAAGAAGCUUGUCACGUACCAUCGACGACCGGUGGCUCAGCGUGUCAGGGACAUCGGAGUGUGGUUCAACAUUCUAGACUCUGUGUCCAAACUGGCCGUUAUCACUAAUGGGUUUAUUAUAGCGUUCACCUCGGAUUUCGUGCCAAGGUUGUUGUACAAGAUGAGUUCGCCUGACCACAGUUUGACAGGCUAUAUGAACCAUUCCUUGGCUUACGUUGAUGUGCGAGAUCUGGACAUGCAGGGCAAACCUAACUCCUCUCUGCAGUAUUGCAGGUUCAGUGACUACCGUGAACCCCCUUGGUCGCCUCACAAGUAUGAGAAGACCACGAUGUACUGGCACGUGCUGGCGGCUCGAUUGGCUUUUGUUGUUCUUUUUGAGAACCUGGUGGUGGUGCUGGUGUUGGUCGUGCAGUGGCUCAUUCCAGACAUUCCAGCCAAGCUUAGUGAGCAAAUCAGAAGAGAGGCUUACCUCACUAAUGAGAUCAUCAUCUCUCAAGAGGCACAGAGAGUCUGCAAGAGAUCCCGCAGUACUACCAACUCACUAGAGUCAGUAGAACCAACCUUCACGAAUAAGUCCCCUGACAUACUUCCAAACAAACAUCAAUCCAAGUUUACGAGGGAGGAGAUACAAGACGCAGCCAUGAUUCAUAGACCUCAAAGUUUCGGGGAGAUUUGUGAGGAAUGUGUAUGAUAGUCGUAUUAUUGCGGGGGGGGGGGAGUGGUUUUAACUAUAUAGUUAUUAUUUUAGGCCCCAUUCAUGCACCAACAGCGGGAGCGGUAGCGAUUUUCAACACCAUUGAGUUAAAUGGGGCUGUUUUUGCACGAAGAGCGAUAGCGGUAGCGGUUGACGUCCCGCUGCGGUUUCUAAUUCGACCGCUGUGUAGUUAGAAACCGCAGCGGUUGCUUGGGAUAGAGCGGUUUAUAACUACAUUGAGUCAAACGAGACUGUUUAUGCACGGCGGGAGCGGAAGCGGCUGCAGCCAGGGUUGCCAACUUGACCCACGCACACGUGCACUUAGGACAAAUAGUUGUGUUAAUUAUUUGGCAGAGUUUGAGUUGGCAAGACUGUGUCCCCCUUCCAUUCUCCGUUCUCCAACUGCUACCGCUAUCGCUUGCACAAUUUUGACCACAGCGGGAGCAGGCCCGCUGUUGGUGCAUAAACGGGGCCUUAGCUCAAUGGCUUUAUUUUACCUUGCUCUGUCAAGUGAUCCUAGAUUGUAGUAACACUGCUAUAGUUUUUGGACCAACAGAGUUCAUCUUCAAGUGCAACAAAAAACACAUCAUUCAUCCAACCAAGUUGAUGUUUUUGUCGCGCUUGAAGAUGAACACUAUUAGUCUGAAAUUAUAGUAGUAGUACAAAUCUAAGUUUAUUUUACAGAGCAAGGUAACCUAAAACACUUUAGCUAGUUCAGUGAUUCAGAGGUUGUUUCACCAUGAUAUUAUUUUAAGUGAAAGCCAGUGACUGAAGGAGUUUUUUGUGGGAAGGCGUAGAGUUUAGCUUACCAGAACACAUCUACCUGAGGCCAAAAAAAUUAGUACUUAAUACUAUUGUUACCACUAUUGUCUUGUGAUAUUUUUUGGCUUAAGUUUCUCAGGUACGAAGCUGAACUCUCCUUCGUUCAUAAAACUUCUAUUAUUUAUAAAAUGUGCAAUAUUUUAUAAAAUUGUAAUUGCUGCAUUUUGAAUAGGAAUGUCAGGUAUUUGUGAUUAACUUAAAAGUUUUAUAUUGCUUUAUGUUUACUAUUUUCCUAUAGCAUAAUAUUUUUAAGCAUUGUUAAAUUUGGUAAUGCUUUUUAAAUAAUUUAAAAGAUCUUUAUAUUUAACUAGGAACUAGUUUCCAAACUCCUGUUACGAUUCUAUUUGCAACGAAUCUCAAUGUACUGAAUAGUCUUAUAUAUUACUAAUGGAAUCUAUUUAUAAAAAAUGGAUCAAGUCUCCAUUCGGAAUUACGCUUAUAAGUGCCAAAAAUAUCUUGUGCAAUCAUAAUGUAACUAUCAAGUUAUGUUUUGUUAUUUACUUAAUACUCGAUAUCUAUCAAUUGUCAUAGUUAUUCUUUAUUUUCUACAUGACUGUAGAGAAAAUAUACUGGGCUUUGGUAGAAAAUGAUUUGUCUUGUAAUGUAUCUUGAAGAAGAUUUACUUAUCGAUGCUUGCAAGAUGAAGGGGCAUAAGUACAUAUAAUAUGAUAUGUAGUUAGGCCCUACAUAUAUGUAUGUAUGUAUAUGUAUGAUCAUGAUGCCUUGCAAGCAACGUUAUGUUAUAGAAAAACUUUCUCCCUUGGUAGAUUUCUCAUCCUUAUGGAACAGCUGAAGCCAAUUUUAUUUUUAGUUCUGUCCGGUGCACUGUAGAUCUAGUGUUUUGUUUACAAUUUGUUUCUUGUUAUAUCAGUAAGUAAAAACCUCGUUUAACCAAAUAAAAGUAAUCAGUGUCACCAGACAUAAACUAGAAAAACGAGCUUCAAAAUUUACAAUGGGAUGGGAUGGGAAGUCGUAAUGGGAACUGCAACAAUUCCUUGAUAACAAACUGUUUGUUGUAUUUUAAUAAUUUAUGAAUUGUUUGUGAUAAUAAUUUUUAAUUUAUUUGUUUGUGUAUUGCCCAGUAUGUUUAAUCUACAGCUUGUGGGAGUUACUUGAGCUUUCAAUGUGAUAUGCAUUGUAAUCCUAUACUGGAUUGUGAUAUUGUUAGUCUUGUUUAUGAUUAAUUACUAAGUUACAAAAAUGGUUUAACAUUUGCUCAAAUCAUUUGUGGUCUUAUUAACUAUUUAUUAAACUAUUUAUUUUAAU